Messenger RNA from Chenopodium quinoa (quinoa), 2303 nucleotides. RefSeq names its product nucleobase-ascorbate transporter 7-like. Gene Ontology annotation, molecular function: transmembrane transporter activity. Gene Ontology annotation, biological process: transmembrane transport. Gene Ontology annotation, cellular component: membrane. Lineage: Eukaryota; Viridiplantae; Streptophyta; Magnoliopsida; Caryophyllales; Amaranthaceae. The record is from RefSeq and is a predicted model, not a curated record. The coding region runs from base 371 to 1981 and encodes 536 amino acids. The transcript has 15 exons.
AUAUCAAUGUUGGUCGCUGAUACACUCAUACACACAACACACUUGCUUUUUGGACUGCCACACUGCUUCUUUCCCUUCUUCCCUUCCUUCCUUAAUUCAUGAAUUCCAACUUCUUUUCUCUCUCCAUUUUCACACCCAUUCUCCCUCUCUUAUUCUUCUCCUUCUUUAUCUAACCAUUGGCUAAUCUCACACCCAUAAAGUGGGCUCCCCUUCAUAUUAUUUUUUCUGUUUUUUUUUUUUUUUUGCUUAAAAAGUGUAACUCACACCAUUUCCACCUUCCCUUACAAAGUUCUUGUCUGUCUUCUUUUCCCUACAAAUUAUUUUUAGUACCCUUCUUUUUCCUUCUUUUACAAGUUAAUUCUGAACUAAGAUGGCAGGUGGCGGUGGAGGAGGACCAGGGCCACAGCCAAAGCAAGAUGAGCUGCAGCCACACCCAGUAAAAGAUCAGUUACCUGGAGUUUCAUAUUGUAUUACUAGUCCACCACCUUGGCCUGAGGCUAUUUUACUUGGAUUUCAGCAUUACUUGGUGAUGUUAGGGACAACAGUGCUCAUUCCUACCUAUUUGGUUCCUCAGAUGGGAGGAGGAAAAGAAGAGAAAGCUAGAAUGAUUCAAACCUUGCUAUUUGUUGCUGGUGUGAACACAUUGUUCCAGACCCUGUUUGGUACUCGCUUGCCGGCUGUUAUUGGGGCUUCUUAUACUUAUGUUCCCACCACAAUUUCUAUUGUUUUGGCUGGUCGUUACAGUGGCAUUGCUGAUCCUCAGGAGAAAUUUAAUAAGACAAUUCGGGGAAUCCAAGGAUCACUUAUUGUUGCUUCAAUCCUACAAAUUGUUCUUGGAUUUAGUGGUUUGUGGCGUAAUGUGGCAAGGUUCUUAAGUCCAUUGGCUGCUGUUCCUUUGGUAGCUCUCACUGGAUUUGGGUUGUAUGAAUUGGGUUUUCCUGGGGUUGCUAAAUGUGUUGAGAUAGGGCUGCCGCAUAUUGUACUCCUACUCAUCUUUUCACAGUACUUACCUCAUCUGAUGCGCGGUGAAAGACAUAUAUUUGAUCGCUUUGCUGUUCUGUUUUCUGUGGCCAUUGUGUGGAUUUAUGCUCACAUACUCACAGUUGGAGGUGCCUAUAGGCACAGGUCACAAACAACUCAAUUGAGUUGCAGAACUGAUCGUGCUGGAAUUAUUAGUGGUGCUUCCUGGAUAAGUGUUCCAUAUCCAUUUCAAUGGGGAGCUCCAACAUUUGACGCAGGGGAAGCCUUUGCUAUGAUGAUGGCUUCGUUUGUUGCCCUUGUGGAGUCUACUGGUACCUUCAUCGCAGUAUCAAGAUAUGCAAGUGCAACACCUGUGCCACCAUCUGUUCUUAGCCGUGGAAUUGGUUGGCAGGGAGUGGGUAUUCUUUUGUGUGGACUAUUCGGAACUGGGAAUUCUGCAUCAGCAUCUGUGGAGAAUGCCGGUUUGCUGGCUCUGACACGUGUUGGCAGUCGAAGGGUGGUACAGAUUGCAGCAGGAUUCAUGAUCUUUUUUUCAAUACUAGGUAAAUUCGGAGCUGUAUUUGCCUCAAUUCCAGCACCUAUGGUGGCAGCUUUGUAUUGCCUGUUCUUUGCAUAUGUUGGCUCAGCGGGUCUUGGCUUCCUACAAUUCUGCAACUUAAACAGCUUCAGAACAAAAUUCAUUCUAGGUUUCUCAGUUUUCAUGGGCUUGUCUAUACCACAAUACUUCAACGAGUACACAGCAGUGAAGGGAUAUGGUCCGGUACACACACAUGCAAGAUGGUUCAAUGACAUGGUAAAUGUGCCUUUCUCAUCGGAACCCUUUGUUGCUGGUGUGUUGGCAUACUUUUUGGAUGUCACAUUGCGCAAAAAAGACAGUGGGACAAGAAAAGACCGAGGGUCACAUUGGUGGGACAGAUUCCGAUCAUUCAAGGGAGACACCAGAAGUGAAGAGUUCUACUCCUUGCCCUUCAACCUAAACAAGUUCUUCCCAUCCGUGUGAAUUUUCUGGAAAGUAGAUCAGAUGUCAAAAGUAGAAACUGUGAAAAGAUGACAUGCUCUGGCCUAUUUUUUCCCCUCAUUCUGAUGUUCAGUGUUUAUACUUUUGAUGCCGCAGACCUCUAGCUUUAGCUGUGUAGAUGAGAAGAUUCGAAAGAACGUAAAGGGAAAAUUUAUAUAUAGCUUUUUUGCCCGAAUAGUUGUAUCCCUGGUCCAGGUUGUUUAAAAGAAUUCCAACUAUGGAGUGCCUUGGCUUGGCUUCAUGCUGUUCAUAUGCUUAUAUCCUGCUCUGUAUAGAUCUUAACAUGGUUUUACUAGUUUUGUGA